AUGCAGGUUCCAUCCUCAGGUAGGAAGAUAUGAGGAUAAGAACUUUCUCUCCUUGUUGCUCUGUAGCCUAAGGUAUUCAGAGGCAGAUUGUUCUGGAAUAUGGAGGCUGGUGCCCUAAACAAGCAUUAAUGCACAGCCAUGUCAAGGUCAAAUGUCUUCCAAGCAACCUCUGGCAAAGGACUGAACUUGAUCUCUAUAAAACAGCUUAAAGUUAAUUAUUUCCCCCCACUUCAUGCACUGAAGUAGCUUGAAGAGGUGGACAGCGACAUGCUGGAAAGCCAACUCGUAAUUGCAGAGUUGAGUUUCCACUUGAAGGGCUAAAAAUAGUCUUAAUAAUCAAUUUGGGGGCAGGAGAUCUCAGAGAAUUGGAUUGUUGCACAAGAAAAGGUCAGUUCCAGGUUGGGAGAGAGAAAGUUCAAUGUGCAUUCAGUGAAUGUUAUUCAGUGUACUGUAGAUAACAUUCAGGGUCCUCAAGCUCCCCCAUCAAGAGAAAACAGCAGGAGAGUUUAAUGCUCCAAAGCACAUUGCAAUUCAUAUGGUAACUAUUGUUGUUGUUGUUGUGUCUUUAAUACUGAGAAACUGAGAAUACUGAGAAACAAGACAUGGGUUCAAAUUUCUGCUCAACCCAUCACCAUCUCCCAGCCCCUCCAUCCCACUCUACCUUUCAGUGCUGCUGUGUGAAUAAAAUGGGGUGGGGGCACCACAAACAUCACUGGAGAACAUAAAUGUAAUGAAUAUAAGUAAAUAAAUGUUCAUGUGUCUGACUGAUGGAUGCUGCUUUUUAGUGGUUUUCCUCAGCAUGGAUUAAUCACAACCUUUGUGGGUUAAUGAUGUAAAAACCACCACAUUCCUUUCUAGGUAAAGAAAAUUAUGGAUUCAAAGAAGCCAUUUAAUGUAGCCUGGAAUCAUCAGCAAGCUUACUAGGAAGUAGGCCCCAUGCACAAACAUGAUUACUUCUGAGUAAACAAGCAAGGGAUCACAGUUAGAAAUUAAACACAGUAUCCAUCACUCCUUGUUCCUGAAGUUAAGGGAAGAUAUUAGGACUGCCAGUGGCUCUGUUCUGGCUAGGCUCCUUUGUGUUUAAUAUUUAUUAUUUUAUUUUAUUGAAUUCAUAUCCUGCCCUUUCUCUCAAAGGAGUCUAGCAACAUUUAAAAGAUUAUUUUAAAAGAUUAUUUUAAAACAACAUUUAAAAUAUUAUUUUUAAACAAAGACAAAAACAAGGGGAUUAUAUUAAAAAGUGAAAACCUUCUAAAAGAAUUGCAGCAAAAACAUUCUAAAAGCAGUUACAGGUAAAAACAUUAUUCAACACCUCAGACGGAAAUCUCAUUGGCGGUGUUUUCCUGUCAUCGCACCUGAAUGCCAGAAAAGCGGCUUCCACUGUUGGAUACAGGCAGCCAACAAUGCAAUUUUUCAGUAUUUCUUUAAAAGUGCAUGCAAGGAUAAAUUUGGAAAUUUCAGGCUCCAGCUGAUUAACCGGGUAGGGUUGUGUUUUAGUUUCUUUAUUAUUUUAAGCAUUUUGUUGCCAAUGUGCGAGUAUAACAGGCAUGUAAAAAUCACCGUCUAAUGAAUUAUCUCUUGUAAUCUAUUAAAAACUAACACGAAAACACUUGUAUGGCGAUUUUGGUGUCACAUGUACAAUGAUUUAUAUGCAAUUAUGAGACACGUUUAUACUGAAGACAGAAUACCGCUGAACUUGGAGGCUCCACGUAAGCGUCAUUCUUCGCAACCCACUGAAAGUUUUCGCGCAGCGCUGCGCGGCCGUCAAAGAGCGCGUCGGAUGCAAUCCAUUCUCCGCCGCUUGUGAAGUGUCCGAUGGCACCGAGCUCUUGUUUGUCCAGAGGGCGGCGCUGAACCCGACUGCCUCGCCUUUCUCCCCUAGACUUGGGCUGCCGGGAGCUAAACGCGGCGGAGCGCGCCUUGGAGAGCUCAUCGGAAACCGGCGCCCGCUGUGCAUUUACGCACGGCGCGCCUCCGCUUCGCCGGAAAGAGGCAGCACUUCAACCGGCAAGAGGAGAAGAAGGCAGCAGCAAGGCGCCUUCCAGCAGAAGCUGAGCGCGCCUCGGGCCCAUUAGCUCUUUCUGGCCAGCGCGUAAAGUUCUUUAUUCUCCAGGGCGUAGGAGGAGACGACCCAAACUGGUGACUUGUCCUACAGACAGGAGAAGAGCGGUUUCAUCUGAGCCCCGAGACCCGUUUGGUGGAGCAGGUGAAGAAAUCCCCUAAAUCGAUUUCCUCCGAGCGCGGGUAAAGCGCCUUCUAUUCCCUCGGUGGAUUACACUAAUCUUAUCGUCUAGGCUUAGGGAGGAAGGGCAGAGAACGAUGGGUGAGCGCCGGUGCUUGUCUAGCAGCGAGCUGGGAGUGCAGAGACGAAGGAAGGCUCCUGGGCGUGCUCAGCGCAACUGCCCGAUCCGCCUUUGCAGACCCCGGCAGUGAUGGGUUUGAGCGCGCUUUCUCUCUCUCUCCGCCGCACUACAGAUUUUUCUCUCCUAUCCAGAAGGGUUUUAUUAAGGUAGAAAAAGUCCUGACGUUUUAAAACAAAAAUCCAGUUUCGUUGAAGGUAUCCCAUAACAGAAGCGAGAUCAGUUGCAGGUAAUGGCCCAGCCUUGUAAUGGGACUUCCGUUAAGAGCCAUUGGGGUAAUUCCCUAACCCCCAGGGGUGGGCUGGGCUGGGUACGGUUUUUACUCCGUUCUCAAACUCAUCCUUUUCCCAGAACUGGAUUUGCCGGCCGUUUGCAGCCUUUAACAAUAGCAGUAAUAAUAGUGAUCGGUUGUGGCCAGCGAAGUUCUACUCAGAGUAGGUCCACUGAAAGAAUUGAACCUAAGUUUGACUGCCUGCUAUCAGAUGAAGACCUUGUUCCAAGUGGCUUUUGGGAACUGACUGCUUUUAAUGAAUGGGGUGGGGCUCUGCUGUUUUUAUUGUACUUAUUUGUAUAUUUUAAACAAAUGUUAUAUAUGUAUAUAACUUUAAUUCUAUUUAAUUGUUUUAUAAUUUAUUUUUUAUAGUAAUUAUUCUUUUUAUUUGUAAGCUGCCUUGAGUCCUGUCAGGUGAAAAUGUGAGGUAUAAAUAAAUAUGUAAGAAGUAGUAGUAGUUACUCAUGUCCAUUAACUUCAGUGUUUUGGAUACAACCUUGUGUCUUUGAGCACAUUCAGCAUUCAUUUAACCAUAACCACCAUUCUCAUGUGCUUGCAAGUUGGGGAGCUGAGGUUCUGAGGCAAGCAAAGUCUGAACCCCCACACCCCAUUUUUUAAAUAAAAAAAUUAACAAGUUGCUAUAAGUGUUGUGGGGAAAUCCCUGCUUGGUGGUUUCAGCUGCUUUUUAAAAUUUUCCUUUGGUUCCCCAACCGCUGAUGUGUUACAGCUUGCUUUUUAAAGCACAACAGAGAUGUUGACCCAUCUAGUCUCAUAUUGCUUUGUUCUGACUGGCAGAAGCUUUCCAGGGUCUGUCAUGGAGCUAGACUUUCCCCAGCCAAGUGAAGAGUCUUACUGCAAUUUAUUCAAAUGCUGCAGAUUUAUUCACAUGGACGAAGUUGUAAAUUAAUGCAAGGACCUUGACCUUGGCCUAGUCAUGGGCAUCUUGUGCAAGUUUUUCAGCACCAGAGUUAUGUGCUGGCUGUAGUCUGUCCCAAUCAACAGUCCAGCCUCAGCAAUUUGCACCAGCUCAAGGGUAUCCACACAGAGAGCACUUUGCAAUAAUCAAGUCUUGAGGUUACAGAUUAUUAUUACAUUAUUAUUACUUAAUGUAUAUAAAUCAUGCCUUUCUCCCAAAUUGGGAUACCAGGUGGUGUACAGCAUUUAGGAACAUCAUUAUAAAAUACAAUAAAAACGAGUUGGUUGUUAAAACUCAGCCAUUAAAAUUUAUACAAAAUGCAGUUAAAAUGCAACAGCAUGGGAUAAAGAGUAUACGUCUUCAUGCUUUUUAUUUUAUGCAGUGUACAUACUUACAUUUGCAGCCUACUUAUAUUUCUAUUCUUCUAACACCAGUUCAUCAGUUAAUGCUCAUGAAAGUGCACAGUCAGGAGAGCAGUGACUUCUGUCCCAGAGGGUUCGCAUUUGCAAGCUUAAGUUGCGGGAAGCAAUAGUUUGAAUGUUUGGAGACACUUCUUAAUAGUAAGAGGCUGUCUGUCAAAAUGUGCCCCUUGGGAUGCCAAACUACCCACCCUCGCCCCCACCAUGUAACCAGCAUCACAAAUGCCAGUUGGAGAAAAGCCUUUAUAGCUCUGCGGUUCACAGUUGAAAGACGCUACCGCCUGAUCCCUUAUGAAGAGAGAGUUUGCUCACUUAGGAGUUCGUGUGCCUGAAUAUUUACCCCACUACUUACUGGUUUGUCCAGUCCAUGAGGAAUUAAGAACAGCCUUGUUCAAAGAUUUAAAUAUCCCAAUUGGGAGAUUGAUUUGGUAUCAAACUAACUUUUUAUUAGGGGACAGGACCCCCUACACCUCUGAAAAUGCGGCUUAUUCUGCCUUUAGAGCAGCAAUUUGAAGGAGAAAAGUUUGUGGAGAUGAUAAGCUAAAUUCUUCAGGGCAGCGAACUCCUAUCUAACAGGAUGCCUGGUUUUAAUCAUUAUUUUAACUGUGUUCCGUUUUAUGCAUUUUGAUUUGUAAUGGUUUUCGCUACACAAACACUUGUAAUUUGUAAUGGUAAUAGCGGUCUGACAAAUGGAAGCAGGGAUGUGAAAUAGCUGGGCAAGAAUAGGUGGGCCGGAUGAAAGGGUUGCCACCCAACGCGUCACCUCUACCUACUGUUAACUAGACCCUAGGGAGGUGUUACAGCAACAAGUUGGCAUGACUUUUACCCCUCCUGCUGCCCUCCCCUGCCUCAGUUGUCUUCCGCUGUGUUGAAUGAUGGAUUGUAAGCUCCUUGGGGCAGAGACUCUCCUUUUGCACUUCUUGCAGAGUGCCAUGCCACAUCCACAGCACUAUACAAAUACGGUUGUGCUUCGUUUUGCUUGCUUUGGAAUUCCGGUAAAUCUGCAUAAAAUGCAACCAGGUGAUUUAUUCUUCGUGGCUUCUGCUGUUUUUUGGUACAAAUGCUAAAUAUAAUCCAACCUAUAUUUGCUGCUGCUGCUGCUUUUUUUUGGCAAAUGUCACAGAGGUGGGGCCGGGCAUUUGGCAAAGAUGCUUCUGGACUGGGGCAGGAUUCAGUUUUCACUGGCUGCUAAGCUUCCUCCUGGCCUGCCAGCGGCCUGUUCAGUUUCGCUGCGGCAACUGGAGGAGAGCUUGACUUGUAAAUCACAUCUAGGGAUGGAUGGAUGCCCUUGUGACUUGACCACUCCCCUGUGUUGGGAAAUGAGAAGGGAGUUUACUCUUAAUGCAGCCUUCUUCAGCCUGGUGCCCUCCAGAUGUUUUGGGAAUACAAAUCCCAGCAGCUGUAGCCAGAGUGGAUCCAAAUCUAAGGUGCCAGUGUGGUGUAGUGGUUAGAGCUUUGGACUGGGAUGUGGGAGACCAUGAUUUGAAUCCCCACUUGGCCAAGGAGGUUACCAGGUAGCCUCUCAGCCUAACCCAGGGGUCAGCAAACUUUUUCAGCAGGGGGCCGGUCCACUGUCCCUCAGACCUUGUGGGGGGCCAGACUAUAUUUUGGGGGGGGGAAAUGAAUGAAUUUCUGUGCCCCACAAAUAACCCAGAGAUGCAUUUUAAAUAAAAGGACACAUUCUACUCGUGUAAAAACACACUGAUUCCCAGACCGUCCGCGAGCUGGAUUUAGAAGGCGAUUGGGCCGGAUCCAGCCCCCGGGCCUUAGUUUGCCUACCCAUGGCCUAACCCACCUCACAAGGUUGUGGGGAUUAAAUGAGGUGGGGAGAACCAUGAGCUCCUUGGGGAAAAGGUGGGCUUUAAAUGCAACAAAUAAAUACAAAUAAACAAUGAAACUUCAGACUGGAACCUCAAGGACUUUGAAGGGGAUGUGGAGCCUCAUAUUGCUACAGAAGGGAGGUUCAGCAUCAACCCUCAAAAUUGUCUGGCAGUGUAAAUCAUAGAAUCAUAGAGUUGGAAGAGACCACAAGGGCCAUCGAGUCCAACCCCCUGCCAAGCAGGAAACACCAUCAGAGCACUCCUGACAUAUGGUUGUCAAGCCUCUGCUUAAAGACCUCCAAAGAAGGAGACUCCACCACACUCCUUGGCAGCAAAUUCCACUGUCAAACAGCUCUUACUGUCAGGAAGUUCUUCCUAAUGUUUAGGUGGAAUCUUCUUUCUUGUAGUUUGGAUCCAUUGCUCCGUGUCCGCUUCUCUGGAGCAGCAGAAAACAACCUUUCUCCCUCCUCUAUGUGACAUCCUUUUAUAUAUUUGAACAUGGCUAUCAUAUCACCCCUUAACCUCCUCUUCUCCAGGCUAAACAUGCCCAGCUCCCUUAGCCGUUCCUCAUAAGGCAUCGUUUCCAGGCCUUUGACCAUUUUGGUUGCCCUCCUCUGGACACGUUCCAGUUUGUCAGUGUCCUUCUUGAACUGUGGUGCCCAGAACUGGACACAGUACUCCAGGUGAGGUCUGACCAGAGCAGAAUACAGUGGCACUAUUACUUCCCUUGAUCUAGAUGCUAUACUCCUAUUGAUGCAGCCCAGAAUUGCAUUGGCUUUUUUAGCUGCCGUGUCACACUGUUGGCUCAUGUCAAGUUUGUGGUCAACCAAGACUCCUAGAUCCUUUUCACAUGUACUGCGAAAAGUACAUGAAAAUCCUGGCCUUUUGUUAACAGAGGAGGACCCUAGUCUCUCCACCCAGACUGUGGAAAGCUCAGGACAGUGGGUUCACCCUGCAGGUGUCUCCAAAGCCCCAGCCUGGCCAUGACCGAGGGCAAGUUGCCUCCCCCUGGGUCACGUGGCUUGGCUUCCUUGUGUGAGUUAUUAUCUGUAGCUAUGUUAUUUGCACCACAUGUCCAUUGUGGCAUAUGUGUGAAUACACACACACGGAUCUGGAUUGUGAUGACUAGUAGUUAGACAUCUCUGCCUGUCAGUCAGUAGUGUGAACUACCGUAUAUGAUCCCUGGGCUGCUGCCUUAGGACUCAACAAUAGCAGCCCUGGCAUGAAUACAUACUGUUUCCUAGCAACUAGACACAACCUCCUGUGCUGAUUCCAGAAAGCGUUGGAAACAUUUUGGUUCUUUCCUUAAAAACAGAAAAGAAAAGCUGUCCCUCAGGUAGUUCUUUGUGCUUUUUCAUAGUGCAGGGAGGGAGGAGGGAAAGAUCCAGUGUGCAAUGAUGAGUCUCCCACCGGCUGUUUUUGCAAAGAGGUGUGGUAGCUCGAAUUUCACCCGCUGACCUGUGUGCUAAUGGAGUUGGCACCCAGCUUCUGCUGUGGAUGGACUUUUCCCAGGCAGAUCCUCCUCUGCGGGUCCUCUUAGGCCCUACACAAGGUGUUUUUUCCUUUUGAAUGUGAUUUGCAGGGUGCGAGUUUGUGUGUGUGCGUACCUACUCAGCAUACACGGGAACAGACUACAGUGGUACCUUCAGUUACAGAUGCUUCAGGUUACAGACUCUACUAACCCAGAAAUAGUACCUCGGGUUAAAAACUUUGCUUCAGGAUGAGAACAGAAAUCAUGCGGCGACGGCGGGAGGCCCCAUUAGCUAAAGUGGUACCUCAGGUUAAGAACAGUUUCAGGUUAAGAACGGACCUCCAGAGCGAAUUAAGUUCUUAACCCAAGGUACCACUGUGUUCUAUUAAUUUUGAUGAUCACGUUACUGAACCUUGUUUGAUUGGGUAUGAUUUUGCUUUUACAGUGGUACCUCGGGUUACAGACGCUUCAGGUUACAGAUUCUGCUAACCCAGAAAUAGUACCUCGGGUUAAGAACUUUGCUUCAGGAUGAGAACAGAAAUCAUGCGGCGGCGGCAGCGGGAGGCCUCAUUAGCUAAAGUGGUACCUCAGGUUAAGAACAGUUUCAGGUUAAGAACAAACCUCCGGAACGAAUUAAGCUCUUAACCCGAGGUACCACUACAUUAUGACUGAAGUGCCAGAUAUAGAAAUAGAAAUAGCAGACAGAAUAAUUACAUAAAUAAUUGUACAGAGUCUGUUGCAAGGAAAAUGGAAAUUCUGUGGCUGCUAUGAAUUUAGAAAAUGUGUGUGCCUUGGCUCCUUUCAGGAGGAGGAGAGUCCAUAAUGCAUUCUUGGGGGGGGGGGGGGCGGGGAAGAGAAAGUAUUGAUGCCUUUUCCCCUGGCCACACGCUUCAAACUCAGCCCCACAAGAUCAAUUAGUCUUUGCCAACAUGCUUCCAAAUUUUUCCUGUGUUAACGCUUUUUACCCAGUCGUUUCGACGUGACUUCUGUUUCUUCUUUAGCAAGGCUGAGAGGCUAAAAAGUGUUGCAUUCUCAUCAAUCUUUCUCCAUACUGCUUUCUUUACCAACCUCUAGUGCCCUCCAGAUGCUUUGGACUACAACACGCAUCAACACAGCCCUAUCUGUGGUAUAGGGAUUGGUAGGAGUCAUAGUCAAAAACAUCUGGACUGAGUCUGUAGAAGCAGAGGCUGCCUUAUGCUAGAGUUUGGGUGUUGUCUGCUUUGACUGCCAGCAGUGGCUUUCCAGGCUCUCAGGCAGAGAGAGAGAAAAGCCACCUCCAUCAGCUCCCUGAGGUUAUUUCCACUGGACAUGCCAGGAUUUGAACCUGAGACCUUCUGCCUGCAAAGCAGGGGCGUUAUGCCACUGAGCUCUCCCUCAGAGGCACAUGGAGAUUCUUGAACAUGGGUAGGCAACCUAAGGCCCGGGGGCCGGAUCUGGCCCAAUUGCCUUCUAAAUCCAGCCCACGGAUGGUCCGGGACUCAGCGUGUUUUUACAUGAGUGGAAUGUGUCCUUUUAUUUAAAAUGCAUCUCUGGGUUAUUUGUGGGGCAUAGGAAUUCAUUCAUCCCCCCACUUCAAAAUAUAGUCUGGCCCCCCACAAGGUUUGAGGGACAGUGGACCAGCCCCCUGCUGAAAAAGUUUGCUGACCGCCCCCUUCUUGAAAGUUCACAGAAAGGUUAUUUCCCUUUCCCUUUGUUCAUUCCCUAUUCACUCUCCCACAUCCCUGCUCAUUUCCCUCCCUCUCCCCCCCCCCCGCCAUAUGUAUUACUUAGUUGGAACAAGGGAUUGGGUGGGGGGAAAGAGGAUUUCAUUUGAUUCACAUUUAUAGGUGAACUUGGCUAAUUGCCACUUUCUGAAACAACAUGAGAGCUGAAAAACCACCACCACCAAAUGCUCACAUGUCUCUGAGUUUUGCGAUGCUGUUCUUCAACCAAGUUCAUCAGGUGUACAAAAGUCAUGUUACGGGGGUUAAGUGCCACAUGCAAAAUACAUUAUAUUAGGGGAAAUCGUUUUGCCAGUAUAUUAGGAGAAUUUCUGGUGUUGAUUCUGCAUCCAAGUCUUUAGUUUACCUGGUCAAAAAACCCCCCCACUAUCAGAACAAUAUAAAUUCCAGGCUCUUAGCUAAUUCUGCUAAGAGAAAACAAACCAAGGGCCAGUUUUUUCUUUAUGCGUAUUUGGACCCAGAGGGGGGAAAGACUCUGAUGCUAAUCAAACUGCCUCUGUAUUCAUUAUAUAUUAUGCAUCCCUCUGUGCCACUGCAUCGCUGGAUGUCGAUUGCAUCUGUCUUUUGAUGGAUAGGCAACCUAAGGCAUAGGGGGCCGGAUCUAGCCCAAUCGCCUUCUCAAUCCGGCCUGUGGACAGUCUGGAAAUCAGUGUGUUUUUACAUGAGUAGAAUGUGUCCUUUUAUUUAAAAUGCAUCUUUGGGUUAUUUGUGGGGCACAGGAAUUCGUUCACCCCACAAAAAAAUAUUGUCCGGCCCACCACAUGGUCUGAGGGACAGUGUGGACCGGCCCCCUGCUGAAAAAGGUUGCUGACCCCUGGUCUAGAUAGCCCUACACCCCUGAGAGUCAUUCGGAGGCCACAGUUCGCCUCCCGGAGCUACAGUUCCUAGAGUGGUGUAACAAUCCGUCUCCUCAGGGAACUUUUGGAAUUGUAGCUCAUGGGGGGGGGGGAAUAGUGCAGUAUCUCUCAACACCCCUAUCAAACUAUAGCUCCCAGAAUUCUUUGGGGGGAAAGCUGUGGCUGUUUAAAAUGGUGCUGUACUUCUUCAAAUGUGUGAUGUGAACCGGGUCUCUUAAAGAGUUUACCACAUAGAAACAGCCAGCCAGCAGGCGAUGCAAUAGGAAAUUCUUGCUAGGUUGCAUGAUAUGGCCUUGGAGACUGACCCCCCCCACCCCCAAUCCAUCCAAACUAUUUAGGUUGAAAAUACAAAGGCCCCAUUUCAUAGCUAGUGACUCUUUUGAAAGACUGCGGAGCUAUCCAGCUCUCCUCCCAGAGGCCAGCCAUCAAGCUGGUUGUUUCCAGCCAAGUUUCCCUCCUUCUCUACGCUCCCUGUCCCCUGAGCCUGGGCGUCUGUGUCUGAAGAGAAGACAAAAGCGCCUCUCUGCUUGUCUUAUAUGGGAUUCCUGCUUGGGCACAGUGGUGUGAAUGGCUUGUCUCUAGCGCCUGGGGAAGGGGCAUGAUGCAAAUUCACUUCUACACAAAAGGCUCUUUGAGGGAAGGAGGCUGGGCCAGCAGGAGAUUGAUCUUGAGAAAAGCCAUGAACUUGAGGAAAUACAGUAGAUGUUUCCCAUAGAAUGUCAAAUGCCAAGGUAGGGGGUGUGACGGCGCAAUGGCCCCUUUUCCCCCUGGCGCCAUUGGACCUGUCCUCUCACUUAAAAAUAGAGUGUGCACCCAACUCCAAUCCCACAAAUUCCCACAAUCUCAGAUUAUCUUGUGGGGGACUUGCGUGAGGUAAAACUUAAUAAUUAGGAGUCUCAGGCAGGAUUUGUUCUAAUAAACAAUAAUGGUUUUAUUUAACAAGGAAGUUUAUGACACGAGUAGAUAACACUUACGAUACUUCAGUUUACAAUGUUAUUUCACUUCAAGGUUUUCUCAGUUGUUUCACACUUAAUACUUUGGUUCUUAACUUAAUACUUUGGUUCUUAACAAGCCUACUCCAAGGCUUAACCCUACUCCUGAGGUACUCCAAGUAAUAGACCCAAGGUUUCACUGGUUUGGGAGUCUUCUCUUACUAGAAGAAUCUCUCCCCUCCUGACUGGAAUGACACCUAAAUAGACUGUCUCUUUACAGCUUCUACUUCUCCUGUCUCAACCUCAGCCUCCCAGUUAAUUCCUGGCCUAUUUCUCUUACAGGACACCACACACUGUCCUUCACACUAAGCUCAGAGACUCCUUUCUGUAGCUUGUGAUAUUUUCCUCAGAGUGGAUGUUUCUACCCAGAACCAGCUCUCACUCCCUAUCACUACAAUGCACUCUCCGUGGGACUGCCCUUGAAGACAACUUGGAAACUUAACUUGGUCCAUAAUGCAGCUGCCAUAUUGCUGAGUGGGCUUCCGUUUAGAUUUCAUAUAACCCCUGUUUUUAAAAAGCUGCACUGGCAGCCAGUUUGUUUCUGGGCCCAAUCAAAGGUGUUCACUUAGUGUUUAAAAUCCUAAAUGACUUGGGCCCCAAAUAUCUGAAAGCCUACCUCCUUCGCUGCAGAACCCUUUGGGUGCUAAGAUUGGUAGUUCUUCUGCCCUCAGAGAUUCAGAGUGGCAGUGAGCCAGGAGAAGGCCUUCUCUGUGGUGGCCCCAGUUGUGGAACUCCCUCCCUACAGAGACACGCUCGGCACCUUCAUUACAUAGCUUUUGGCAAAUGCUGAAGAUGUGCCUCUGUACCCUGACCGUUGAUGCUUGAGGUACAUAUUUUUAAAACUUACAACUUGUGGUUGUAAGCUGCUUAAAUCUGUUUCCAAUACUGUGUUUUUUAACAUUGUAACCUGUCCCGGGAUCUUAGGAUGAAGGGCAGGUGAUUAGUAAUAAUAAUGAUUCAGACCACCACCCUGGGUUAUUCUGAUCAGUAAUGGUGGAAGAGCUGACCCAUUGCCACUGCUCAACUUCCCAGGUAGCGCUCCAGGGAAGAAGGGAGCUGGCUGUGGCUCUGGGCACCCAGAAGGCCCCGCAAGAACGCUCCAGAAUGUUCUAGAACCAUCUUGAAUAUUCUGGAACAGUUUUGCAGCCUGCAGGGCUCUCCUGGCAGACGUGCACCACUUUCUGGAGUAGAUGAACCAAGAGAGAAGUAGUUUUCCUGAAGUUUGAAGGCCUUUGGGCAAGGGUGGGGAGAUCUCAGUGGCAGAAUCUGGCCAUUCACUAGCCCUGAUCUGUGUUCUCUCCUCCAGUGCUUAAGCCUGGCUGGGAUGCAUCCUUGCACUCUGGUAAUGCUUCUUGCUUUCCUGGAUGGUGAAAGGAGACAUUUCCUGUGCAGGGUGACGUAUCCUUGAAGCUUGUGCAGAAGCUCCUGACUUUUGUUGGAAUGUAGCAUCUUGUAGAAAGGUGAAAGGCACAUCCAUUGCUCCACCUGCUUUUGGUUCUGACCCUGCCUGUCACUGGCAUAUGGCCCCUCAGAAGCUUGUUCAUGGGGGAAUGUGGCCCUCAGGCAGCAUAAUUCCCCACCUUGGGACAUAGGAAGCUGUCAGUCAGCUGGCGAGGAGGGCUAAAAGCUCUGCCCUCUGGAAGGGAUUUGCUGGUUUGCAAAGCAGGCACGAAAACAGCCAGCCUUGAAGGGCUUCUUCACCCAUUCGGCAGAGCCGGCAAUGAAACCUGUUCAUUCCCUCUCCCUCCUCUUUGCAGCACCUGUCUCUGAGAUGUGUGAAAUGGGGCUGGUCUCUCCUGAGCCCUCCAGCCUGACGCCAUACUAUGGGGAGAUGCCGGACGCUUAUUGUCAGGACGACCGCUGGCAGAGGUUGCGCACGGCUGUCAGGAAGCUGGAAUUCUGGGAGAACUUUGAGGCGGAAUUGAUCGGCAGCGGCUUCUUCUCCAAAGUGUUCAAGGUACGACUGACGCGAAAUGCAGCCUUUGCAAUGCUUUGACACUGGCUUAAGCUUUUAGUGCAGAUUCACCCUCAGGAGUGCAGGAUACUUGCAACCCUUUGCGCCUGCCUGUGCUGCCUCUUCAGUACAGCUGCCCUGUCAGAGAAGGGAGAGAGUGUUACUCUGGCAGCCUUUUUUGUGCUGCUGUAAAACAGAAACCUGUUGCAGCCUGGAAAGGGCGGGUAAGGCUGUACUGUGGUGGUGGUGUGGAGCAUGUGUUUUGUGUGCCAGGGGUGUCUAUGUAUCUAUGUCAGGGGUCAGCAGACUUACUGCGCCUCAGGCUGGUGUCUCCAUCUCUGAUUGCACAGCGGGCCAGAGGGUGGGGGAACUUGUGCCCAUACGCGUGUGCAUACGCUAUUUCUGGCGCACUUCCGGGUCGGAGGAGCUUGUGCACAUGUGCAAGGGCUUCCUCCGACCUGGAUCUGCACUGGGAAAAACACCUGCGUAUGCGCAAAUAACGCUUGCGCACGAGCACAAGCUAUUUCCGGUGCUCCUCUGAUCCAGAAAUGGGCAGCCUUGCAGCGCAGCGCUGGUAAGAGCGGGCAGUGACAGCAGGCGGCAGGGGUCGCUGCAGGCCAGAUAAAUGAGUCCCUCGGGCCUUAUCCAGCCCAUGGGCCUUAGUUUGGGGACCUCUGGUCUAUGUGGUGCGGUCCCAGGUUUAAUUCCCUGCAUCUCCCUGUAAGGCUGAGAGAGAGACCCCCUGCCUGAAGCCCCACAGAGCUGCUGCCGGUGAGAGGACACAGCAGUGAACAAGACAGUCUGGUGGCCUGACACGGAUAACACAGCUUCUUGUGUUCCUAGAAUGGGGGAGGCAACCUAAGGCCCAGGGGCCCGGAUGCGACCCAAUCGCCUUCUCAAUCCGGCCCGCGGACGGUCCGGGAAUCAGUGGUUUUUUACAUGAGUAGAAUGUGUGCUUUUAUUUAAAAUGCACCUCUGGGUUAUUUGUGUGGCAUAGGAAUUCGUUCCUCUUCUUUUUUCAAAAUAUAGUCCGGCCCCCCCCACAAGGUCUGAGGGACAGUGGACCGGCCCCCUGCUGAAAAAGUUUGCUGACCCCUGUCCUAGACCUUUACUCAAGCCUGUGUGCAUUAAACCCACAACUUAACAGUGGUCAAAGAAGCUCAGCCGGGUUUCCUGAGAAAAGGCACAGUGCAGUGUUUCAGACAAGGAAGGUCAGCUGUAAAAAUUGCCAGUCUCCUGCCAGCCUUCCUGAUGCAAGCAGAUUUGGAAGCAUAGCACAUUCUCUCCAUCCCAGGCACCGCCUCCCCUGGCAACUGGCAACCAUGAGCUGGUUCCCAAUCCGUCAUCCCCACCUACUCACUGCAGCCUCCUGACUCUCUUGUUCCUCCCACUCUUGCAAAUUGUUGUUGUGAUAGUUACUAUCUCCUCCCCCCUCCCUGCACACACACACACACACACACACACACACACACACACAAUUUUCUUGCAGCAUUUCUUUCUCUCUCUCUCCUUUCUUGGCUCUCUGUAGAAUCCCAGCAGCCAGCAAAGCUGGAGACAUUUCACUGUAGAAUGAAACCGUUUUAAAUAACAUGAAGGAUUCCCAGAGAUCUACUAUGAAGCCUUUGUUUAGAAUGGGGGUGUGUGUGUGUGUCUCUUAUUGGACAUAGGUGAAAUUGUGUUUUCUCAUGCUGAGGGCAUCGUCCUUCUAGUUUUAUAAUGCCCAGUGAUGAAAUAGCAUUUGAUGUUUGGGUUUGUAUGGCAUCCAGGAGAGCUGUUCCCUAGGGUUUAAUCCAUUGGUUCCUAAACUCUUUUGGGCUACUGCCCCCUUGGUUCCAUAAACUCACCCGAUAAAAAGCAUUGGUCAGAACAGCACAGUAAAAUUUGAAACAGUAAGGUGCUCGUGUAUUCAAAAUCCAAUUAAAACUUAAGUUUAGCUAACAAAACUGAUUAAUUUGAUCCAGCGACACCAGCUUCUCAGAGUCUGAUGGUUACUUAGCAAGAGUCUUGUUCCCCACCCCUGAAGUAAAGGUUGCAGUCCUCAUUCUCAGCCUCCCUCAUCCACUUGUGUGGAGUCUCUCCUUCAUGGGCGGUGGUGGUGGGGAAGCGCUCAGCUAUUUAUCUAUUUGUAGGAGUUUCUAAACUGCUCAACGCAUAAAAAAUACCACAAACAGAUCCAGUCAAACAGACCCAGUUGAAAGUGCUUCACGUAUAUUAGGCACAUCCAACGGAUAGAUCGUGAUCUACCGGUAGAUCACUGGACGUCUGUGGUAGAUCACUGGCUCCCCCCGAAAAAGCUUAACAACUUUGACCUGAACCCCAAAAAAGGGGGUAGAUCACUGCCAGUUUUUAACUCUGUGAGUAGAUUGCGGCCUCUUGGGAGUUGGCCACCUGACUUAUAUUAUAUCACUAAGAUAAUAUCUUCACAAUAGCCCUGCCCUGGUAGAUCAGCCUGAAGCUGGUCUAAAGUAAAAAGGACAGGAAUUUCCCUCCAGCCUGCCAGUGAGUUUGUGGUGGAGGGGAGGUGGUUGUGUUGUGUUUCCGAAUGUUUUAUUGAAUUUAUAGUAAGAUGUCAUUGACCAAGGACACGGCCAAAUAAUGGUAUCAUUGAGUACAGUACCAAGGCUUCAACUAUCCACAGCAGAGCAUGCGUGGUGGAGGCCGGACAUUAAUGUCACUUCUGUCUAUGUUGUUGCACCACCUCGCCCAGUUUCUGCUCAUAAAGCCCUCAUCCGAGCACAGUACGCAGACACUUGCCAGGUGGUUAUAGCAGGUCUUUAAACGCUGAAUACUUGGUGCAAUAUGCCACUGACCCCGCUAUUCUGCCAGCCUGGUUAAAGCAUCAGCCUUGUUUUGAGCUGGCUGCCUCUUCCUCUGAGAGCUGUGAGUGUGUAAAUCCCUUUUAUUCUUCACUAAAAACAACUGCUGAGCCACAAUGCUGCCAGGCUGGUUAAUAGCCAAAGCAAAUGAGGGGUUUUUGAUAGUUGUUUACCCAGUUACAAAGCAAACUAAGUCUCUUAAGAUGUUUGCCAAUUCCCUGCAAUUGCCUGGAGCCUGCAGCUCUCUAUUUUAAGGCUGGCUGGUCUUUUACACCCAGAUGUUCCAGGGGAAAACCUGAAGAUCUUGAAGAUGCAAACUGCUGCUCUCUAAUUCACAGAAUUCCAAGGAGAUAUCGUAUGAGUUUUAUUUGAUAGAUUGGUUAUAUUUGUGGAUGGGUAAAUAUUAUAUAUAUAUAUUUCCCUCCACAAGUUGUGAGGAGGUGUGUGUGAAUCUGAACUUAUGAUAUGGUUUAUAUCUUUAGAUCAUGGCAUAAGUAUAAGAUAGACAUAGCUCUAAUGUGGCAUGAGACACCCCCUCCCCCGAUGAGCUUUGGUGACCCUGGAACAAGCCGGAUUUCGACUGCCUGCUGAAAGGCAUUUGGGCAUCCUGAGUUCACCCGUAAAAAGGUAAAGGUAAAAGACCCCUGACAGUUAAGUCCAGUCGUGAACAAGUCUGGGGUUGCAGCACUCAUCUUGCUUUAUUGGCCGAGGGAGCCGGCGUACAGCUUCCGGGUCAUGUGGCCAGUAUGACUAAGCCGCUUCUGCCGAAACCAGAGCAGCACACGGAAACGCCGUUUACCUUCCCGCCGGAGCGGUACCUAUUUAUCUACUUGUACUUUUUGGCGUGCUUUCGAACUGCUAGGUUGGCAGGAGCUGGGACCGAGCAAUGGGAGGUCACCCCAUCUCGGGGAUUUGAACCUCUGACCUUCUGAUUGGCAAGCCCAAGAGGCUCAGUGGUUUAGACCACAGCACCUCCCGUGUGGCUAAGUGUAGGAUAUUCAACUCCUCAGUAGGAUCUAUUUGCAUAAUGGUGAGGUGAUUUGAAGGCAGAUAGCAGACAGGGAUGCCUAGUUACAGGUAGGUAGCCGUGUUGGUCUUAAAAAGCAUCUUAAAAAGCAGAGACAUCACCUUGCCAACAAAGGUCCGUAUAGUUAAAGCUAUGGUUUUCCCAGUAGUGAUGUAUGGAAGUGAGAGCUGGACCAUCAAGAAGGCUGAUCGCCGAAGAAUUGAUGCUUUUGAAUUAUGGUGCUGGAGGAGACUCUUGAGAGUCCCAUGGACUGCAAGAAGAUCAAACGUAUCCAUUCUUAAGGAAAUCAGCCCUGAGUGCUCACUGGAAGGACAGAUCGUGAAGUUGAGGCUCCAAUACUUUGGCCACCUCAUGAGAAGAGAAGACUCCCUGGAAAAGACCCUGAUGUUGGGAAAGAUGGAGGGCACCAGGAGAAGGGGACGACAGAGGACAAGAUGGUGGGACAGUGUUCUCGAAGCUACCAGCAUGAGUUUGACCAAACUGUGGGAGGCAGUGGAAGACAGGAGUGCCUGGUGUGCUCUGGUCCAGGGGGUCACGAAGAGUCGGACACGAUUGAACGACUAAACAACAACAACAGCCAUGUUGGUCUGCUGUAGUUGAAACAAAAAUUUAAAAAUCCUUCCAGUAGCACCUUAGAGAGCAACUAAAUUUGUUAUUGGUAUGAGCUUUCGUGUGCAUGCACACUUCUUCAGAUACCUAGGGAUGCCUAGGUUCAGAUAACUAUUACAAGUCUUUCACCCUUUUGUUAAACAAAUAGGGUGGCUAGUUAAACAAUUUCUCACUAUUCUGGGGAUAGCAGUGCAAAAUUUUAAAGGGAAAACAUUCCCUUCUCUAAGCUGAGAUUGAUUUAUAGGGCUUGGAUUCCACUGAUACUGCAUUCCACUUAAGAGUCAUCUAUUUUCAGCUCUAGGCCCUUCUCCCAGGUAAGUGUAAAAGCUUCUAAUGGGUCUGCCUAGAUAUAUCAAGAAGUUCCUGUAGAGAGUUGGGGGGGGGGUUGCCUUUCACAACUGCUAAAAAUAAAACCUUCAUGCUCAGAGGCAGUGCGCCUCUGGAUAACUGUUAUAUGGGGGAGAGGACAGUAGAGAAAGUUGUUGUUUUCUUCAGGCCCUGAGGUUUGUAAUAGGCCAUUGUGGGGGAAGCCCAGUGACCCCACAGUUGCUUUCAGUCAUCCUGACCAUUGGCCCUGCUGGCUGGAGCUGAUAGGAGUUUGAGUCCAAAAGCUGGAGGGCACCUAAAGCAGUUGCUCCCAAAGUAGUCAGUAUCCGUGCUCUGGGGGCCAGUUGGUGGGGUUACCUGUGGAGUGAGGCAACAGCUUCCAUUGCAACCUUUUCUUUCCUGAAUCUUAAUGCCAAAUUGAUUGAAUUCCUGAUGACUUCCGACUCAGGGUAGCACAGUGUGGGAGCACUGAUAUUCCACUGAGCACAGAGAGAAGCAGAUGGUGGGUGAGAGAAUCUGGAAGGCUUCCGAUUGUGGGUGCCAAAUACCCUGAACUGUUGGUCUAGAUUAGACAUGCCUUGAAAGUGAUUAAGAGGAGGCAAGGCAUGGUGGACAUUAGCAAAUGGCAGCACUGUCCUCAGCAAAACAUAUUUUAUUAGGAAGAGGCGUAUGGAGCUGAGUGAAGAUUUCCUGCAUUGCCUGUUUGCAAAGGUCACUCCACAAUUUUGCAUCCAUUAGAGGCGGCAUAGUGACUGUUUUAUGGAGCUGAACAGCUGAGCUGCCCCCAUCAAUCUUGUUUAGAAGCUGGGAAUGUGGAACAGCCAAGGUAGUGCACAAAGAGGGAUGCGGGAGGCGAUAAAGGUCAGACCUGCGAUGGAAGUGCUAAGCAGGGCUAUUAGUUAAUUAAAAGGCCUUCACAAAUCAACAAGGAACCCUUUUAAAGUGUGGCUUUGGAUGAAUCUGAAAUUUGCGUAUGUCAGUUUCAGUAAGAGGACAGAUUCUGGCACUAAUUAUUGGAAAGAGAGAUAUGCUUUUAACAUUUUUUUUUGUUUUUGUUUUCAUUCCCUAGCCCUGUAAUGCUUCAGAAUUCACAUUAGUGUACCCUUUGCACACAGCUGCACUGAGUGUAGAAUUACUCUCGGCCAAUAAAUAAAGCUUUAGUUGAUUUAAUCUAACACUCCCACUUUCUGAAAUUGCAGCUCUGGCACUAAAAGACAAAUGAAAAUUUAGCUGCAGCAGAUAUUACCUGCUGAAGAUAAAGGAAUCAGGCCCACUAGAAAAAUCAAUAUGUAAACAUGAAAUCCUCUAGAGGUAAAAAAAUGUAAGGACAAUUUUCUUUCUUUAGUUAGGUUUUUAAAAUGUUAAAUAAUGUAAAACAGAACCAUUCACCCCGGCCUAUGAAUGGCUGCGGAUAAUACAGGAAAAAAGGAAUAUGUGCAGAGCCUCACAAACUAAGGUUCACUGGAAAUGCAGUCUGUCUUUCUAGAAAAUAAGGUGUAUCCAUGUCAGUGGUGUUUUUGUUUUUAUAGCCUUGGUUCUAAUUUCUAUUUUACAGAAAGUCUGGAAUGUAUCACUGAAGUCCCCAUCCCCUGUUUUUGUCUCUGCUUCAAUAUUUCUUACUAGUUUUCUGCUGGUAUGGUUUUGUUUUAUGCUUGAUUGUGCAUCUUAAUAAAAUUCUUUAUAAUACUAUAAAGAAAAUAUAUGUAUAGAAGCCCCCACCUGGAAGCGUUUUUGGUAGAUUUCAGCAGGCCUUGUGUAUAAAGGUCUCUUCCAAUUAACCAGAGCACCUCCUCACUGCCCCAGCUGGAAAAUUCACAUCCCAUGGGUGCCACGUGCAAGGAGUGGCUGUUUAUAAAUUUGCUGUGGGAGAAGUGCAGAGAUGUGGCAACCUCUUUGGCAGGUGUCAUUUGGAGCCUUUAAUCUGUUUAAAGUGUCCAGAUAAAGGGAUGUGAUAGCACUACUCCCUUCUGCCUUGGUCAAACCUCACCUGAAGUCCUGUGUCCAGUUUAAGAAGGAUAUUGACGAGCUGGAAGGUGUGGAGAGGCGGGUGACCAAGAUGAUUGAAGGUCUGGAAACCAAGCCUUAUGAGGUUGCUGCAAAGGUUUUUAAGUGGAGUUUGGAUGGCCAUCUGUCGGGUAUUCUUUAGUUGUGAUCCCUGCAUUGUCAGGGUUGGACUAGAUGACCCUUGGGGUUCCCUUUGAGCUCUAUAAUUCUAUGAUUCUGUUAUCCUUAGUUUCUACGUCGUGUCCUUUGCAUGUGCUUUGGUACCUUAAGCCUGUGAGCUCUCCCAAACUUUGUUUAAGCUGUUUCCAUCUUACUGAGCAAAUCACUAAUACGAUAGGGAGGGGAAAGUGUCAACAAAGGGCCUCUGUUUGGUCUGAUAGCUUGAUCAGAAUGAUCCAGCAGGUACCAGCUUAAUUUAGGUUCACCUCCAAGUGCCAGGGUUUUAAAGGAGCCAUCAAGGUGAUGUGACAUUAUACCAAGGAGAUCCUAGUAUGGUUGUUUCAAAUUUUGUUUGCUCUGCAGGGUUGCCCAGAGAUAGGCAAAGACAAAGACUAAUAAUAAUAAUAAUAAUAAUAAUAAUAAUAAUAAUAAUAAUAAUUUAUUUAUACCCUGCCCUUCCCGGGGUAUAAUACUAAGGUAGAUGGGUCAGCAGUCUGACUUGGAGGUAUUGUUACUAUUACUAUUACUAUUACUAUUCCUAUUAUUAUUAUUAAUCCUGCCAAGUCAGAUAAUAAUAAGUGGCAAUUUAAUUUACAUACUGCUUAAUGCCUAGGUGGCUUCUAAGCAGAACAGAAAAACAAUUGCACAACAUUAUUUAAAAACAGAAUUUAAAUACAACCCUUUAUAUCAGGGGUCAGCAAACUUUUUCAGCAGGGGGCUGGUCCACUGUCCCUCAGACCUUGUGGGGGGCAGGACUAUAUUUUUUUUUGGGGGGGGGGGGGAGAACGAAUUCCUAUGCCGCACAAAUAACCCAGAGAUGCAUUUAAAAUAAAUCACACAUUCUACUCAUGUAAAAACACACUGAUUCCCGGACCGUCCUCGGGCCGGAUUGAGAAGGCGAUUGGGCUAGAUCCGGCCCCUGGGCCUUAGGUUGCCCACCCAUGCUUUACAUCCUGCUUGUGGGCCUAUCAGAGGCACCUGGUCGGCCAGUGUAGGAAACAGAAUCAUAGAAUCGUACAGUUGGAAGUGAACCUGAGAAUCAUCUAGCCAAACCCCUGCAAUGAAGGAUUAUGCAGCUGUAUGGGGACUGAACCUGCAACUUUGGUUUUCUCAGCACAUGCCCAUACCAACUGCAGGAUGCUAAGGUAGGGACGUGGGAGGCUGCCUUAUACUGAGUGAGACCACAUCAAGCUCAGUACUAGGAACAUGAGGAGAUUCUGCUGGAUCAGGCCAAUGGCCCAGCUAGUCUAGCAUCCUGUUCCCACAGUAGCUCACCCAGAUACCUCAGAGGGAGACCAGCAAGCAGGAUUCAAGCACUAGAGCACUUUCCCUCCUGUGGCUUCCAGAAACUACGAUACGAUAAUAUUUAUUGUCAUUGUCCCAUACAGAACAACGAAACCAAAAAUCUACACAGGACAUUCAGAACCAACAAGCCUUCUAUCCCAGCUAUCCCAGCCUGGUUAGCCCCCUAAAAACUCUGAUAUCCCAUAAUUAAAUACAAUAUACUCCCACAGAGACUACCUUAAAGGUAAAGGUAAAGGGACCGCUGACCAUUAGGUCCAGUCGCGGACAACUCUGGGGUUGCGGCGCUCAUCUCGCUUUAUUGGCCAAGGGAGCCGGCGUACAGCUUCCAGGUCAUGUGGCCAGCAGGACUAAGCCACUUCUGGCGAACCAGAGCAGCGCACGGAGACUACCUUACACUGCGUUUAGAACUAAAAUCGCAUUUGAAUAGAAGCUGUUUCUCAGGCGGCUAGUCCUAUACAGUGGUACCUCUGGUUAUGUACUUAAUUCGUUUUGGAGGUCCAUUCUUAACCUGAAACUGUUCUUAACCUGGAGCACCACUUUAGCUAAUGGGGCCUCCUGCUGCCGCUGCGCCGCUGCUGCGCGAUUUCUGUUCUCAUCCUGAAGCAAAGUUCUUAACCUGAGGUACUAUUUCUGGGUUAGCGGAGUCUGUAACCUGAAGUGUAUGUAACCCGAGGUACCACUGUAUAUAAGUUUAUAUAAAAGCGGGCUCAACACCCCCCCCCCCGUGGCGUCCCCGUAUUCAUGAGAUCCUCAGAGACAUGGUAACCCAUCCUGACCCGUUGGGAAUGGUUUGAUAGAAAAUCUAAUAUCCACCUUCACAAAAGUCCCAGGUCUAAUAGUUUGGGCACCAGUCUAUGCGGAAGAAUAGUAUUAAAUGCAGAACUAGUAUUCAAAAGCAUUGUUGCCGCCAGCUGUGGAGCACAGCCACUUUGUGUAGUAGCCAUUGACUGCCCUCUCUUUCAUGAACCUGUCUCCCCCUUUUUUAAAGUCAUCCAAGUUGCUGGCUGUCACUGACUCCAGUGGGAAGAAGUUCCAUACUUUGACUACGCCCUGCAAUCUGCAUGAAUAAGUACUUUCUUGUACCUGUUCUGAAUCUUCCAAAAACACACAGGUUGCCCAAAGCCCUGGAGGCAAAGCAAUGGUGGUGAAGAUCUACAAGAAUGACGCAGACCAGGAGGGGAUCGUACGCGAGAUCAGCUUGCUGCAGAAGCUCUCCCAUCCCAACAUUGUCAGGUGGGUCUCUGGGUGGCAGGUGACCAGGGGUGGCUCCGCCACUGCCCUCGGUGAGGCAGUCGCCUCAGGCAGCAGGCUGGAGACAACUGGAAGGGGCGGCAGAUCCAGGGCCCCAAGAAGCAUGCCUCACACUACCUUCUGCACUUGUCUCCCAUGGCCAUGGUCUAGAAAGAGUGGGAGAAAUUAUUUGUCCACCUGCUCCCCUCUGGCUUCCUUUUUUCUCCCUUGCUGCUUCCAGGAUGUUGGUUCUUCCCUGAGUGACCUCUAGCUGUCUCAGGCUGAAAGCAAAGAGUAAGGUUACCGUAACGUCCAUCAUGGAGCUUCAGUAGGCUGAUGACAAUUUAGUGUUGGCGCGUUCAGAGGAUGAACUCCAAACCAUCCUAAGUAUCUUUGCAGAAGCUUAUGAAAAGCUUGGCCCAUCACUCAACAUUCAAAAAACCAAAGUGCUGCACCAGCAAGUACAAAAUAACCCUUCUGGCAGCACCACAAAUCCAACUCAAUGAUGUAAUGUUGGGAAAUGUCGAUCACUUCUCCUACCUGGGCAGUUAUCUUCCCACAAGGGUCAACAUUGAUGUUGAAAUCCAGCAUUGCCUGAGCUCUGCGAGUGUGGCUUUCUCCCGACUGAAGUAUCAUCAUUCUUGUUCUUGGUUUAAAUGACCUUGUGCUAGACAACAAAAAGGGAAAUGUCAUGAUGUAAUAAUAAUAAUAAUAAUAAUAAUAAUAAUAAUAAUAAUAAUAAUUUUAUUAUUUGUACCCUGCCCAUCUGGCUAGGUUUCCCCAGCUACUCUAGGCGCUUCCAACAGAACACUGAAAACAGAAUAAAACUUCAAACAUUAAAAACUUCCCUAAACACUUUGAAUUGUGCUCAGAAAUGCACUAGGAGCCAAUGCAGAUUCUUUAGAACUGGUGUUAUAUGGUCUCGGUGGCCACUCUCAGUCACCAGUCUGGCUGCCGCAUUCUGGAUUAGUUGUAGUUUCCGGGUCACCUUCAAAGGUAGCCCCAUGUAGAGUGCAUGGCAAUAGUCCAAGCAGGAGAUAACCAGAGCAUGCACCACUCUGGCGAGACAGUCCACGGGCAGGUGGGUCUCAGCCUGCGUACCAGAUGGAGCUGAUAAACAGCUGCCCUGGACACAGAAUUGACCUGCGCCUCCAUGGACAGCUGUGAGUUCAGAAUGACUCCCAGGCUGCGCACCUGGUCCUUCAGGGGCACAAUUGCCCCAUUCAGAACCAGGGAGUCACCCAUACCUGCUCGCCCCCUGUCCCCCCCAAACAGUACUUCUGUCUUGUCAGGAUUCAACCUCAAUCUGUUACACCCCAUCCAUCCUCCAACUGCCUCCAGUCACUCACACAGGACCUACACUGCCUUCACAGAUUCUGAUUUGAAAGAGAGGUAGAGCUGUGUAUCAUCCACAUACUGAUGAACACCCAGCCCAAACCCCCUGAUGAUCUCUCCCAGCGGCUUCAUAUAGAUGUUAAAAAGCAUGGGGAAGAGGAUGGAACCCUGAGGGACCCCACAAGUGAGACCCCAGGGGUCUGAACACUCAUCCCCCAACACCACUUUCUGGACACACAGCCCAGGAGGAAAAAGCGGAAUCACUGUAUAAAAGUGCUCCCAGCCCCUCUAGGUGGUCCAGAAGGAUGUCAUGGUCGGUGGUAUCAAAGGCCGCUGAGAGAUCCAGCAGAACUAGAAAACAGCUUUCACCUUUGUCCCUAGCCUUCAGGAGAUCAUCAGCCAGUGAGACCAAGGCAGUUUCAGUCCCAUGAUGAGGCCUGAAUCCUGACUGGAAGGGAUCCAAAUGGCCCGCUUCUUCCAGGUGUGCCUGGAGUUGUUCAGCAACCACCUGCUCAAUCACCUUGCCCAAGAGUGGGACAUGGCGAUAGUUGGCCAUAUUGGCCGCGUCCAAAUAUGUUUAUUUAAGAAGCGAUUUAAUGACCACCUCUUUCAGUGGGUCUGGGAAGGCUCCCUCACAGAGGGAAGCAUUCACCACUCCACAGAGCCCAUCACCUAGCCCUUCCCAGCUCGCUUUUACGAGCCAGGAUGGGCCAAAGAUCAAGGAGACAGGUGGUCAGUUUCACUCGUCCAAGCAGCCUGCCCACAUCCUUGGAGGUAACAGAUUAGAAAUGAUCCCAUGCAACUUAACCAGACAGGACUCUAGCACUCUCCCACCCCGGCCCUGCUCCCACGGUGGAGUCUACCUCUUUCCGGAUCUGAGCGACUUUAUCUGCAAAAACUUGGCAAAAUCGUUGCAGGAGAUCUUGGGGUCCUUACCAGGCCCAGAUGACACAGGUGGUUCUGUUAAAUUGCAAAUCACCUGAAAGAGUAUCCUGCUGCUGUUUUCUGCAGAUGCAAUAGAGGCAGUGAAGAAGGUCCUCUUUGCCGCCACUAUCGCCACUUGGUAGGCUCGACUUUGAGCUCUAACCCGUGCCCGGUCUGAUUCAGAAUGAGUUAUCUGCCACUGGCGCUUUAGCCGUUUCAGCGAUUGUUUCAUCGCCCUCAGCUCCUGGGAAAACCACAUGGCUGUCCGGGCUCCAUUCAAUUGGAGAGUUCACCGGAGCCAGACAGUAGAUAGCACUGGUUAACUCCUCAUUUCAGCAGGCCACCAGGGAAUCAGAUGAAAGGCCGUCAACAUGGGAUAAAACAUCCCCUACCACUUUCUGGAAACCAUUUGGAUCCAUUAAGUGGUGGGGGCGAACCAUCCAAAUGGUCCUACGUCCCUGCAGAGGGGAAGGGUCACAGAGAAGUCCAGUUGCACCAGGAAGUGAUCUGACUAUGGCAUUUCUUUUGUUUCACUUUUACUGAGUGUCAGAUCUACCAGGUCUAAGGCAUGUCCGUGACUAUGAUUUUUGUACAUUAUAUUCCCUAAUAAAGGUAUCUUGGGAUCUGUGUGAAGGGGGAGAAGCUGUAUCCCAUUCUGGAGGUAAGGAACAAUUCCCCCAGUGAUUCCUCUUCACUGUUAUUAUGCCUAUAAAUAUACAAGCAGUAACCAUAACAUAACCAAUUGUUUCCCCAUGAUGGUACAGAUUGUUAGGCAGCCCUCAAGAUUUGAACCCUUUCCAGUGAGUGCUGGCUGAGGGAUCCACUUAUUCUUUCAGUGGUGGGCUCCAGAUAAUACUGUCAUUCCCACCCAAGAGUCAUCUCGUUCUUUUAGGACUAAUGUGACAGAAGAUUCCACUAGAGCACCAGCAAACAACAAAUCCCUGCACAAAGAAAACUAGCAAGUAGAGCAUUUCCGAUUUACUAGCUUUCUGUGUGCGAGUAUUUGUUUCCUUUUUGGACUAGUGGAGUGUUCUGCCAUGGGAACCCUUGCAGGCAAACUGAAGAGGAACACUCCGGGCACGGGUUGCUGUUGGCGGCAAUUUAACCUUGGUCUGUGAACACCCUGCUCUGUUUGGCUGGUGCUGGGAUCAGUGUCCCUUCCAGCCUCUUAUGGAAAUGAUAAUGGGUGUCCCUCUUCAAUCCUCCGCUGGUAGUAUGUGAAUGGCGGGUGCCUGGAAGAGCUGUUGGCCUGCAAAGACGUCUCUCUCAGCUGGAAGGAGAAAGUGGACCUGGCUUCAGACAUCACCCGGGGGAUGGUCUAUUUGCACUCCAAGAACAUCUACCACCGGGAUCUCAACUCCAAGGUAAGCUAACUGGAGAUCCUCCCUGGGCAGGGGCAGUCUACCUCUUAAGGACCAGUUGCUGGCUGUGAUGGUUGGUGCCCACUGGCACUGUUAGGGCAGAAGACAAGCAGGUUGUCAGAACCAGAACCAGAGCAGGUAGGUGGGGGUUGGCAGUGCCUGUUGCAUCCUAACGGACUAGGCUCCACUGGUUGCUGGGCAGCGAUAGCAAGGGAGGGUUAUGGUCCUUACGCCCUGCUUGUGGACUUGCCAGGGCGUUUGGUUGGCCACUGUGGAAAACAGGAUGCUAAACUGGGAACUUACUCCAAAUCAGAAUAUUCACCCAUCUAGCUCAGUACCAAGGAUGGAAGAAAAGCCCUGCUGGAUCAGGCCCAUGGCCCGUCUAGUCCAGCACCCUGUUCUCACAGUGGCCAACCUGUGGGAAACCAGCAAGCAGAACUUGAGCACCAGAGCGCUCUGCCUUUUCUGUGUUUCCCAGAAACUGGGAUUCAGACGCAUUGCUGCCCCUGACCAUGGAGCCUAGAGUGCAGCCACCGUGGCCAGGAGCCCCUAAUAGCCUCAACCUCCAUGUAUUUGCCCAGUCCUCUUUUAAAGCCGUCUGUGUGGGAGGGAGGGUGUUCCAUAGUUCAACACUGCGCUGCGAGAAGAAGGACUUUCCUUUAUCUCUCCUGAAUCUCCCAACGUUCAGCUUUGUUGGGUGUCCACAAGUUCUUGCAUCAGGAGUACUGUCUAUACCAGGGGUCAGCAAACUUUUUCAGCAGGGGGCCGGUCCACUGUCUCUCAGACCUUGUGGGAGGCCAGACUAUAUUUUGAAGGAAAAAAUGAACGAAUUCCUAUGCCCCACAAAUAACCGAGAUGCAUUUUAAAUAAAAGCACACAUUCUAAUCAUGUGAAAACACCAGGCAGGCCCCACAAACAACCCAGAGAUGCAUUCUAAAUAAAAGGACACAUUCUACUCAUGUAAAAAAAAGCUGAUUCCUGGACCGUCCGCAGGCCGGAUUUAGAAGGCGAUUGGGCCAGAUCCAGCCCCCGGGCCUUAGUUUGCCUAAAGGUAAAGGGACCCCUGACCAUUAGGUCCAGUCAUGGUCGACUCUGGGGUUGCGGCGCUCAUCUCGCUUUAUUGGCCAAGGAAGCCGGCGUACAGCUUCCGGGUCAUGUGGCCAGCAGGACUAAGCCACUUCUGGUGAACCAGAGCAGCACACGGAAACGCCGUUUACCUUCCCGCCGGAGCGGUACCUAUUUAUCUACUUGCACUUUGACGUGCUUUUGAACUGCUAGGUUGGCAGGAGCAGGGACCAAGCAACGGGAGCUCACCCCGUCGUGGGGAUUCGAACUGCCGACCUCCUGAUUGGCAAGUCCUAGGCUCUAUGGUUUAACCCACAGCACCUACCCAUGGUCUAUACCAACUGGCAGCAGUUCUCCAGGAUUUCAGAGAGGGAAUCUUUCCCAGCCCUGCCUGGAGAACCUAGGCAUUGAAUCUGAGACCUUCUGCAUGCAAAGCAGAUGAUCGGCUACUGAACCUCUGGCCCUUCCUGAUUAGACGAGCCUUUGGUCUCUAAGCAAAGGCAGUUCUUUAUGCUCUUUGGAGAUUUUGCAAAUUUCGUAUUCAUUUCAUAAAAUUUAUACACAGCUUGAUUGUUAAAAAGAACAAAGUAACCUCAGAGUGGCUUACAAAUUCAACACACAUUAACAAAGAGCCCUUGCAGGAAAUCUUCCACAUGAACCUAAAGAAAACUGGCUGAGUAGGGGAGAGACACAUCUUUUUUGCUGCCUGCCUCUCAGAGCCAAAGCUCUCCUAGCUUGAACAGUGAGGUCAUUGCCAAUCUACUUAGAGGAGAGGCAGAUCAUCUGCUGGUUAAUGGCAUCAUCGCUUAAUGGGAUUUUGGCUUCUGCAUUUCUUGGGCCUUUUCCAGAAGCCUCCAAAUUUGCAGAGCUGUUGGUGGUGUGGGUAGAGGUUUGUGUGAGAUUGGAAUUUGGGGUCACCCCAAGGGAAACAAGUGGGCAGGAGAUUCCUGGAAGAGUGUACUUGUUUGCACAGUGAUGCAGCAAUAGCUAUGAUUAAAAGGUGGUCAGGCAAAUUAUUGGAUAAGAAGGUCUGUCAGUGACUAUUAAAUUAAUGGAACUUCCAUGUUGAAGUCAAGUCUACCUGUAACAGCUGCAAUCGGGGGGCUGGGGGGGGGGACAACAGGAUGCAGUUCUUUGGAGAGCUUCAUGUCCUGCGUGUGGAUUUCUUAGAGGUAUUCUGCUGAUAAUUGUGGGAAGCAAUGUGUGUAUGUGUGUGUUGAUCUAGGAAGGCUCCUUCUACAAAAGGGAUGUCAACUAGGGAUGAACAAAUCCACCACUUUCUCUUUCUAAUUUCCUUCACGGUCUUAAUUUGUGUGUUUAAAAAAUUCUCACGAGAAGGUCCUUACUUUGGCCACACACAAACACUUUUGCAAGCAAUUUCCCCAAAUAUAAUUCAUAUGUUGUUUACACUAAUAUAUGCAUUUGUUACCAUAAGUUUGUUUCUAUCCUGCUUUUUGGCCCAAAGGCCUCCAAAGCAGUGAACAGAUUAAUACAGAAAGAAAUAUACAGUAUGUAUAGAAGUACAAUGAAUAAAUACAACACUUCAAUAAAAUUAUAAAAUAGCGAAGUCACUAGAUGCUCCAUCAAUCCCAUUGUAUGUGUUUGUGAGCUGGGUUCAUUAUCUCACCACAGAUACAGCUCCCUUGCGUUCCACCUCUUACUUAGAAGCCAAGUUAGCUCAUAUCCACAGUUGCCCAAGGGGAACCGCCCUGAAGGAGCAAACACCGGUGACACUUUCCCCAAAAUCAUAAUUUUUUGUACUCGUUUUUUUAGUUGGAGAAUAGCCAAAUAUUUGGAGAAGUGCAAAUUUCGAAGCAUAGUUGCAUUUCCGUUCAUAUAUUGUUUGGGGAGAUGUAGGUCUGGUAGGUUUAUAUUAAAAUGAAGACUGAACUGAAUUUCUGCCUCACUCCUAGCGAUAGCACCCAUCUGUGGUGGGGAAUAAAGUGGGUCUGUGUCUGUUUAUCAGGGUGUCAGAGGCAUAAGGGGAGACCGAGGAACUAGUUGUCUACUCUAAGGGCAACAGGCCUGAUCCAGUACGCCAGUCUUUUGCAAAGGGGAAAAACCCUGUUUUUAUAGGGGCCUGGGCCGGAAAGGGCGCCAGCGAGACGCACAGACAUUUCCCUUUACUUUUUAGGAGGAGAAAGUGCAUCUUAUGGAGCAAAAAAUACGGUACAUUGACCAACUCCAUUCUUUGUGCGGCUCCUCUGGGGGGCUCAGGAGCCCAAUUAGGUCACCCCUUGCCUGCAGAGCUGGCAGCCUCUCGCCCUUUUUCGAACACCCUCACUUGUGGAGUGUUUCCUCAGCCUCCUCUCCUCUCCCCUCUCCUUCAGAGUCCUCUGGGCAGCUGCUGCUGCCAUCCCUGGCCUCUGAGCUGCCCCCCAGCCUCAAACUGCCCCACAGGGGCCUGGGACUUAUCUGUCCAUUCCCAACAGCAAGGGCUGGUGGACUGGCUAGAUGGGCUCCCUCAACCACUUGCUUGCUUACUCCGAGACGGCCUCAGCUCCUGCAACCAGCACCCCAUGUGGCCAGCCCCAGAGGCACCACUCACUCAUGGAAUUUGUAGCCAGGGCUGCUGCAACAAACAGCUGUGCAAGCUUUUGAGAGGCAGAUGCACGAGAGGACAUCAGAGGAGGGAGGGAAGGAAAGAGGGCCAGGGUUGCAGAGGGUACUGCAGCACACUGGUUGAAAACCACUUCAGUAAGCUAAUCUGGUGAUGCUGCUGGAUGAAACUGGGGUGGGAACCAUGGUGGGGAGGGUGCUCUUGUGCUCAGGUCCUGCUUUCUGGCUCCCCACAGGCACCUGAUUGGCCACUGCGAGAAGAGGGUGCUGGACUAAAGGGGCCCCCUUUGGCCAAAUCUAGCAGGGCUCAUUUUAUGUUCUUAUGGUGCCUUCAGAUCUGUAGCAUCUUUUGGGGCUAGUACAGUGGUACCUGUGGUUGCGAAUGGGAUCCGUUCCGGAGACCCGUUCGCAACAUGAAAAGAGCCCAACCUGCAGCGGUGUGUCUGCACACACACAGGUUGCGAUCCACCGCUUCUGCGCAUGCGCGUGACACCAUUUUGCGCUUCUGCGCAUGCACGAGUGGCAAAACCCGGAAGUAACCCUUUCCGGUACUUCUGGGUCACUGCGGGGCGCAACCUGAAAGAACGUAACAUGAAGCAAAUGUAACAUGAGGUAUGACUGUACAAGAAUUCACCGACCUUCUGAUUGAAGGCUCCCUCUGCCAGUAAAACGAGAUAAACGCCGCAACCCCAGAGUCGUCUGCGGCUGGACCUAACAGUCAGUCAGGGGUCCCUUUACCUUUACCUUAUAAGAAUUCUCACACACCUCCUAGUGGUGCAGCAAUAAAACUGCUGGGACACUUGCAAAACUAAGCAGGUUCCAGUAUGAUUUCAAAUGGGAUGAGGGAACACAUGUUGAGAUUCCUGAAUUUCAGGGGGUUGGGCUAGAUGACCGUCGGGUCCCUUCCAGCUCUACAACUCAAUGAUUCCCGUAUGUGUUCAAAGUUGCCACUUAGAGCAGGACAGGAAGAGAGAAUGUGCAACCUUGUAAAGUGUGCCUUGAAAUGGAUUUCAGAACUGCCUCAUUCGGGUGACCCAGCGGGGGCGUGAGGCCCUGGUGACGGAUUUCGGUCUAGCCAAGGAAGUGGCGGAGCUUUCUGCGAAGGACCCUGAGAGAAAGCUUUCUUUGGUGGGCUCGGCUUUCUGGAUGGCCCCUGAGAUGUUGCGAGGGGAACCUUAUGACCGGAAGGUACCAUGUUGUCCACACACACACACCCCCAUUAGUUUGAGGGCUGUUCUUUGUGGGACCCAAUCUGGCCCUUAUCCCCAGGGUACUAGAGUAGUGUGCCUUGUUAAUAGUGAUGGAUGAGCCUAUGAAUUUCAGUUUCUCUGUUUCCCCCCAAUCUUAUGUUCAGCUUACAUCUAUUUGUAUUUUUUUUAAAGUCCUCAAAAUAAUUAGUUGACAACUUAGCACAUUUUCCCAUUUUAUAUGCAAUUUCCCCUAAUAUUAUUUGCCUUUAAUGCCAUUUUAAUGAAUAUGCAUUUUCAUACACACUUCCCCCAAGUGUUUGUGUGUGUGAGUGAGUGAGUGAGUGAGAGAGCACGCACGCACGCGCGCGCGCACACACACACAUUUUUCUUGGAUUGGAGAAGUGCAUGGCAAAAUUUGGAGACGUGUGAAUUUCAAGGUUAGCUGUAUUUGGGUUAAUAUCUAGUUUCAGGAAGUAUUAAUUGGGUAGGUUUGCAUAAAAAUGUGAACUGGAGAGAAUCUACCCCUCACCCCCCUGGGUACCAUCCUUGUCUAUUUAAUUUAUUUUGCAACAUUUAUAUAAUGCUUGAUCACUAUACAGUCGUACCUCGGAAGUUGAAUGGAAUCUGUUCCGGAGGUCCAUUCGACUUCCAAAAUGUUCGGAAACCAAAGCGCAGCUUCUGAUUGGCUGCAGGAAGCUCCUGCAGCCAAUCGGAACCCGUGGAACCCGUGUUGGACGUUUGGGUUCCAAAGAAAGUUUGCAAACCAGAACACUUACUUCCAGGUUUGUGGCAUUCAGGAGCCAAAAGGUUCAUCUCGCAAGGCAUUUGGGAUCCAAGGUACGACUAAAACCGAAAAGCAUUUUACAGAAACCCCUUGUACAAGCUCACCUGUACCAUUGUGUAAUGUGGGUAGUAAAUUUCUUGUACUUCCGUUCAUUCUAUGUUGUCUCGCCAGCAUUCUUCUCUUAAAUCACUCACUUCCCACACAUUCUUCUCUAUCGAUCUGGAUUUUCUCAUACCAGGGAUACUUGAAAAAGGCGAGGGCAUGAAACAAUCCAGAUUGGAGGAAAGGGAAGUGUAGGCAGAGAGUGAUUUAAGAGGAGAGAGUCAUAUGGGUAGUGGAGAAGUGAUGGAGGUGCAGAAAGCUUCCUCUCCACAUUAAACAACAAUGCAGAUGAGCCAUCAAUCUCUGACUCAGACAACAGUGUAUGUUGUUUGCUUUUAUGCAGAGAUCUAGACAGCAUCAUCCUUAGCUGUGGUGGGUGGAGAAGUCUGCCUGCUUUCAGGUAUUUCCAAGCCAUUCAGAAGACUUCAGCGGAUCCACCCACUGAUGGCAUUUAGCCAACCUCCCCGACAAAAGAGGCACUUGGCAACUUUGCCAGGCUCAUUAAGGACUUAAUUAUCCAGCACUGGCUCUCCUCCAAGCUCCCAGUCUCACAGGAAUGUUAAAAGCAGUCUUUUAUUAGCAAGGCACCUCUGUUUGUGGACUAGUAACCUCAGGGUUCCUGUCUUCCAACCCUUUAUGAUGUCGCCUCCAACUUCUGUGAAAGGCUGGAUUGUUAGUCCCUCUGCUCACUGCCUGUGUGGCCUCCAGAGACCAUCUCCCACUGCCUCCUCCCACUGACCCCUUGCUCCCUCCUGUAGGUGGACGUCUUCUCUUUUGGCAUUGUCCUGUGCGAAAUACUAGGGAGAAUCCCAGCUGACCCUGAGGUGCUGCCUCGGACCCAGGUCAUUAUGGUGCUUUUAUCUGCUUUUCCAUCUCAAGUACAGGUGAAACUCGAAAAAUUAGAAUAUCGUGGAAAAGUCUGUUUAUUUCAGUAAUUCAACUUAAAAGGUAAAACUCAUGACAUGCAAAGCGAGAUCUGCUUCUACUUCUCAGAGGUCCAAUCUUGCUCAAUUAGCAAUCCUUGUUUUGCUGAUUUCCUUGAAUAUUCUAAUUUUCUGAGAUGGUUAAUUUGGGGUUUUCAUCAGCUGUACGCCAUGAUCAUCGCAAUGAUAAUAAAUCAAGGCUUGACAUAUCUCGCUUGGCAUGUCACGAGUCAAUCUCAUAUAUUAGUUUCACCUUUGAAGUUGAAUUAGUGAAAUAAAGGAACUUUUCCACGAUAUUCUAAUUUUUCAAGUUUCACCUGUAACAUUGGCUGACAGCAAGGCUUUGGCAUGUUGCAUCAUGUACCGUCCAUGCAGGGCCCACAAGAUGCUAUGCUCUGUUUAAAAGCACAUGCAUUGGGGACUCUGCCUAGUGACAGUGAUGGUUUUGUACAGCACCAUCUGUGUCAGCAGGUGGAGUUUGUAUGUUGCAGGAGAAGUUAACUUCAGUGAACUGAAUCCUUGCUUAGAGGAAACUUUUAAUUGGAAGAUGCUCAGACUAAGACUUGGGAUAAAAUAAGAAAGCUUAAGGGAAGUACAUUUCUUGAAAGGAAAGGGUUCUGUAGUCUAUGCUAACUAAGUAUUUGGAGAAGCCAAGAAGCCUUGUUUGCCUGUUUGUUCUCAGGAGAUCAGUGCAGGUGCCAGGCUGUUUUGCUCCCUACGCAAGGCUAUCUACUUGCACUCCCCACCAAAAAAAAUUGCUAACUUCAGUUUUCAAAAACUGUCUUGUUGUCUUGUAGACAAAACCAAAAUAAAAUAAAAUCACAAAACUUGAAACUGCUAAAUUUAUUUUGAAUUGCAAGAUAAUAUUUGAUUAUCUUUCUCAAAUACAGAAGAAAAUGUUUUAGCACAUACCCGUAUUUUUCGCUCUAUUAGACGCACCAGACGAUUGGACGCACCUAGUUUUUAGGGGAGGAAAACAAGAAAUAAGAAAGGAACGCAAAGCAUCCUGAGCUAAGAGGGAGCGCUCCUCCAUCUUUGUGGCUUUGUGGGGCUAUCCCUGAAGCCAGGAGAGCAAGUGGGAUUGGAGCGCACCAAUCCCUCUUGCCCUCCUGGCUUCAGCAAAAGCAAGCCUACUGGCGUUCCUCCCGCAAGAGCCGCACACUCUUUAAAGAGAGCGCGGCUCUUGGGGGCUUUUCUCCCACAGCCUCCGCAGGGGAGCGGGAUGAAGGCUUCGCGUGCGGAGGCUUCCCAUGGCAAAGCCAGAAGCUAGAACAGCCAGCAGGAUCCCGCUCGCUGUCCUGGCUUCCUCUUUAGCCACGCGCAACCUCUCCGGCCGGGAGAGGCUGCGCGCGGCUAUGGCAUAAGCCAAGACAGCCAGCGGGAUGCAUCCCGCUCACUCUCCUGGCUUCCUCUUUAGCUGCGCGCAACCUCUACUGGGCAAGGGAAGUCUUCAUCCCCUGCCCAGGAGAGGCUGCGUGCGGCUAAGGCUCCCCCAAGAGCCGCGCUGCCUUUAAAGAGCGCGUGGAGUAUGUGUGCGGCUCUUGGGGGCUUUUCCCCUUGGGGGCUGCCCUUCUCCCUCCUCAGGGAAAAGCCCCCAAGAGUCGCAUACACACUCCACGCAGCUCUUUAAAGGCAGCGCUGACAGAGCCUCCCGCCUGCAUUCGCUCCAUAAGACGCACACACAUUUCCCCUUACUUUUUAGGAGGGGAAAAGUACGUCUUAUAGUGCGAAAAAUACGGUAUAUCAUUUGAAUAAUCUUCAUGCCAAAAUAGGCUUCUGAGACGUUGACCAAACUGGCAGGGGCCUCUGGCCACAGGUGUUCCCCACUCAUUUUAAGGGGUCCUCUUUUGUGGAAGGGGAGUGGAAUCCCUGGGGCCCAAGUGUAACAGAGGGGGCAGCAUUCUGCACAGACUUGUGGUGGCACAAGCUCUGCUCUUCUUUAGCUGCAUAAGUGGAUGAAAAGCUGAGUCACCUGUGAAUCCUUUUAUCAUUUUCUCUGCUAGGAUUAUGGCCUGGAUGUGGCGUCCUUCUAUGACAUGAUCCGUGAAUGUCCCAAGCAGGUCUUGGAUCUGGCUGCCAGCUGCUGCAGGGUAAGGAAGUUACUGGGAGGAGUUAAAAGAAAGUCCUCAUCAUGCAGUGUAUCAUUAACUUACAAAAAUUGUUGCCGUGAUAGCCAAUUAGCUUGGAUGACUUCAAAAGCGAAGAAGUAACUUUUUUUUUUCUUUUUUAUGAGGACAGGUCUGUUCAGCAGGAUUCUUGGUAGCUAAGAAUAGAGCCUCCCCAUUCAGAGGCUGUCUAGCUCUAAAUAAUAAUAUUAUUAAUAAUAAUAAAUUAUUAUUUGUACCCCGUCCAUCUGUCUGGGUUUCCCCAGCUACUCUGGGUGGCUUCCAACAGAACACUAAAAUACAAUAACCUAUUAAACAUUAAAAGCUUCCCUAAACAGGGCUGCCUUCAGAUGUCUUCUAAAAGUUUGGUAAUUGUUUAUAUCUUUGACAUCUGGUGGGAGGGCGUUCCACAGGGCAGGUGCCACUACCAAGAAGGCCCUCUGCCUGGUUCCCUGUAACUUGGCUUCUCAUACUGAGGGAACCGCCAGAAGGGUCUCAGUGCUGGACCUCAGUGUCUGGGCAGAAUGAUGGGGGUGGAGACGCUCCUUCAUGUAUACUGGACCAAGGCCAUUUAGGGCUUUAAAGGUCAGCACCAACACUUUGAAUUGUGCUCAGAAACGUACUGGGAGCCAGUGAAGGUCUUUCAAGACCGGUGUUAUGUGCAGGACAGUAGGCAACAGGCAGAAACUAAGGACUGUUGACUUUAGCCCCUGGCAUCUGGUUAGCCACUAUGGGGAGCAGCAUGCUGGACCUGAUGGAGGUUUAAUCCUUCUUGCUUAAUUCCAUAAUUAGGAAGGAGAGCUGGCUGGAUGAGGCCCUUGGCCCAUCUGGUCCAGCAUCCUGUUCUCGCAGUGGCCAACAAAAGGUCUGUGGGAAACUGAAGCAGGAUUUAAGCACAAGAGCCCUCUUCCCUCCUGCACGUCCAGCAACUGUUAUCCAGAAGCGUCGCUGCCUCUGGCUGUGGGGGCAGAGUCUGGCCAUCAUAGCCAGCAGCCAUCGACAGCCUCCAUGAAUUUGUCCAAUCUUCUUUUAAUCUUCCAACCUUCUGCUUCAUUUGGCUUCCAAAGAGAGCCAGUGUGGUGUAGUGGUUCAGAGCGGUGGACUCGUAAUCUGGUGAACUGGAUUCGCUUCCCCGCUCCUCCAGAUGCAGCUGCUGGGUGACCUUGGGCCAGUCACACUUCUCUGAAGUCUCUCAGCCUCACUCACCUCACAGAGUGUUUGUCGUGGGGGAGGAAGGGAAAGGAGAUUGUAGGCCGCUUUGAGACUCCUUCAGGUAGUGAUAAAGUGGGAUAUCAAAUCCAAACUAUCCUCCUCCUCCUCCUCCUCCUCCUCCUCCUCCUCCUCCUCCUCCUUCUUCUUCCUGGCAUUGAUUUUUCUCUUGCUGCUUCUCCCCGCAACCCCUUCCUGCUCCUUCUAGGUGGAAGCGUUCAAGCGUCCAUCAUUCUCAGAGAUCUUGGAGGAGCUGGAAGACACUGCGGAGAGGCUGGAGUCUACAGUGGGCAAGCAGACCCCCGGCUGA
Molecule: messenger RNA, 36122 nt
Organism: Podarcis lilfordi (Lilford's wall lizard)
Lineage: Eukaryota; Metazoa; Chordata; Lepidosauria; Squamata; Lacertidae
Source: the annotation of a GenBank genome assembly